AUGGUCGACCCAGUGAGAUGUUUGCACCAUGUCAAUCCGGAAGACAUUCAGCCUAUCAGCGACGCGGAAGCCACCGCUCAUCAAACACAAAUCUGGCCCAAUUGGGCAAUGGUCGGCAAGAGGCAAAUCGCCAUUUCCGCCUCAGGCCAAAAGGCAGAUGACUUGGCACGUGAUAUCAAAUCUGCUAUGCCACUACGCCACAUUUAA
Penicillium antarcticum is the source of this 207-nucleotide messenger RNA. RefSeq lists its product as uncharacterized. The coding region runs from base 1 to 207 and encodes 68 amino acids. The transcript has a single exon. The record is from RefSeq and is a predicted model, not a curated record. NCBI's taxonomy places the organism in Eukaryota, Fungi, Ascomycota, Eurotiomycetes, Eurotiales, Aspergillaceae.